This is a messenger RNA of Trichoderma gamsii, 885 nucleotides long. RefSeq names its product biotrophy-associated secreted protein 2. The record is from RefSeq and is a predicted model, not a curated record. Lineage: Eukaryota; Fungi; Ascomycota; Sordariomycetes; Hypocreales; Hypocreaceae. Bases 1 to 885 code for a protein of 294 amino acids. The transcript has 3 exons.
AUGGUUCGCUUGUCAGUUGCUUCAGCUCUUACUUUCGCCCUUUCUGUCUACGCCCUUGGUGACCCUGCUGGUGCCAAGAACGUUGGAAAUGGCGCGGGUGGUCAGUUCAUUGGCGGCCAGUGCUUGUCCAGCAAGGACUGCGCUUCGACUUGCUGCGCUUUCAUAAGCGGUGGUGGUGUUUGCUCUGGUCUCGGUGCUCAGUUCCAGGCUGGGAAAUCAGGUUGUGGUUUUGGUGACGGUGGUGCUCCUCCUCAGCCCAGUGCUGCUGCCGGCAGCUCCAACUCCGGCUCCAGCUCCGGCUCUACAUCCAACACUGGCACUUCUGCCAACGUUCCCGCUGGCUUCAACACUGCUGUUGGCGAUCCUUCCGGUGCCAAGAAUCUCGGUAACGGCCAGGGCCAGCAGUUCAUUACCGGUGCCUGCCUGAGCGAUGCUGACUGUGCUUCCGGCUGCUGUGCCGGCCAGAACGGUGGCGCUACAUGCUCUGGUGUUGGCGCCCAGUUCCAGAACGGCAAGACUGGCUGUGGCUUCAAUGCCAACGGCGGCUCUUCUUCUUCUGCCCCUGCUCCUGCGCCCAGCUCCAGCAGCGGCUCCAGCUCCGGCUCUACUAACAGCGCUGUUGCUGCUCCCGCUGGCUUCAACACUGCUGUUGGCGACCCAGCUGGUGCCAAGAACCUCGGCAACGGCAAGGGUCAGCAGUUCAUUACUGGUGCCUGCCUCAGCGAUGCCGACUGUGCUUCUGGCUGCUGUGCUGGCCAGAACGGCGGUGCCACUUGCUCCGGUGUUGGUGCCCAGUUCCAGAACGGCAAGACUGGCUGCGGCUUCUCUGCUGCUACCAAGCGAAGCUUCGAGUUCUCUCGCAUUGCCCGACGAUUCAAGGCUUAA